Messenger RNA from Cydia fagiglandana, 3180 nucleotides. It is a transcript of the gene wdp, whose product is annotated as protein windpipe. The coding region runs from base 89 to 2149 and encodes 686 amino acids. Gene Ontology annotation, cellular component: plasma membrane. The transcript is spliced from 2 exons. Gene Ontology annotation, molecular function: protein binding. The record is from RefSeq and is a predicted model, not a curated record. NCBI's taxonomy places the organism in Eukaryota, Metazoa, Arthropoda, Insecta, Lepidoptera, Tortricidae.
UUGUAUUGUUACAGAAAAGUGCAUGAAGGUGAUGCUGACUCUACGCUGCUAAUGCUCGUCUAUUAAAGGUGCAGAGUCUAUAAGCAAAAUGAGUACACUCCGUGCAUGGGCGAGCCUGCUGGUGGUGUCGGUGCUGCUCGCGCCGGUCCUGUCCUCCGUCUGCCCGGACGGCUGCAUCUGUACAACCACCCGCGACGGCCUCCACCGCGCCGCCUGCAGCAACCUCGCCGAACUAUACAAGUUCACUCUCCGCCAGAAACAUCACAACAUCAACAUCCUAGAUCUGUCACACAACAACAUCACCAAAAUCUCCCGGGAACUCGAUCGAUUAACCGAAGUCGUCACGCUGGAUCUAUCGACUAAUGGUAUCACAGAAGUUAGCAAGUUUUUGAACAAUGCGAAGAAAUUAGUUCAUCUUAAUUUGGCUAACAAUAGAAUAGAGAGGUUGUCACUUGAGCAUCUUCCGACUAGUGUGAGUUCUUUAGAUUUAACUAACAAUCUAUUACGAGAUGUGCCUAACAAAGUUGGUCAUUUGGCUAGCUUAGAGCAUUUAGAAUUGGACGGCAACCCGCUUGAUUGUACCUGUGAUAAUAUCAAAGCACGAGAUCGGUUACUGGCCUUAAAUGUUCAUAUAGAUGCCGUAAAAUGCGCUUCUCCCGGAAAACUUAAAGGCAGGUCAUGGUUAGAACUGAAAGCAAAAGACAUAUGCAAAAUAAAAAUUGAUACAGACCCCUUAGAUAUGAUGAUGGGUGAUCAACCCCCAGUUGAUGCCGUAAGAAUUGGUGAAGAGACUACGGAAUUGAAAUCUAUGCCUUUAGUCGCUUCUAGUGAUUUAGAUGAUGGCAAUGUAAUACAUGGUCAACCUCAAGCAGAGGACGAUGAUAAUCAACAAUUUUUAAAAGUGGGGCAUAUGUCUACGGUAUCUCAUUCAGACUAUAUCGGAACUGAGGGUUCGGGAGAUGUGGAAACUGCGACUGACUCUGAAAUCAUUAUGCACAAGCACGCAGAGGAUUUAAAUGCUGAAAUACAAACUACUGAUGACCCGAGGGAAGGAUCUGGCGAGGGUUCUGGUUUUAUUCCUUUCGAUAGCGAUUAUGACAAUGAAAGUACUUCAACAUCCACUGGAACACCUAAUUAUGAAGACUUUCAUCCAACUCCAGUCACGCCAUUAUUUAACGAUGAAUUCAAUAACACCACAACAGAGUUUCCAUUGGUGAAACCACCCACUUUGUAUGCAGGAGGAUCUGAUUGGCAUCUCAAAACUGAUGAACCAUCGACUGAAAAACCCGCAAUCACGCCAAUUACUCGGGACACAACAGUUUCCGAACAAAUUAGAAUAACUCCGGCGGAAGUUCAAGAAACGUCAUCUGAAGAAAAUCCUGCACCUCAUAAAACUGGUACAUAUGUAUGCAUUGCAAUUAUUGUCAUUUUGUUAGUGGGGCUCAUAGGAUUUGCUAUAAUCAAAGGUCAAAUGAGAAAACGCAGGGACAGGCGACUUUUACGACAGCAAAAAAGAGACGUCGAAAAUGCUUCCAAAGAAAUGGUCGAUAUGAAUAAGUCAUUACUAGGUAAACCGGCAGUACUAGAACCUACCAUUGAAAGAAAAGUUAAUGGUAAAUAUGAGCUCGUACCUACUCAUGAAAGCUACCCAAAAAAGAGUGAAAACGGGGAUAUUGGCAAUGGCAUUAAACAUGGAGAUAACAAUGGUGUUAGAACCGAUAGUCCAAGAGACACUAAUCAAAACAAAAGCAGUUCAAAAGAUAAUAACUUAUCUGAGGAACCUAAACAGAACGAAUCUUUCCAGUCUACUCCAGCAUCUCCUGAUUCGAAAAAAGACACUCACUCUUUAUCAAGUGAAGAUGUUUUUGUGCCUAUCAAUGACAACGAAGCACCUCAUUUAAAUGGUAAUACUGACAUGGAUUUGUCACAACUCUUACUGAAUGGUGAUCAGAACACAGAGUCCGAUUUCUUAUCGCCGUCUCGCGAAUACGUUCCAGUGUAUUCCCCCGACAUGGGUCGAGUGCGAAUCAAGAUGACUGAGACGCCGAAGCCGAAAACCCCAGUACUCGUCACGAGGAGUCGGUCCAACGCCGGCGACAUUAUCAUAACUCCGUCCUUGGACGACAGCACACGCAAGUCAACCACUUGAAAAUUGGUUUCGGUUAGUAGAACACUUGGUGUAAUACAGUGUCAAUCAGCAAACACUUCACUAAUGGCAAAAUUCUGUGAUUUUAUUGUGUGGAUAUUCGUUGGGAUUAUCACGUUGAAGCAUUUGAAAAUGUCGGUGCGUGUGUGAGUCAAGUCUAGAAACUCUGCUGCCAAAGUGUGUUUGUAGUCGACAGUGCCUUUAUUUUAAACUUUGUUAGUGGUAUAAAUAUAUUUAUGAGAGUAUAUUGAGCAAUAAGUAAAAUAUUUUUGUACGUGUAAAAAUGUUGCCAUGUUCACGAUAGCUGUAAAUGUCGUUUUAGUUGUAUCUUUAUAAUGGUCUCGUAGAAAUCUACGUUUCAAACCAAAACUGUAUGUACUGACAUACAGUGUUAUAUGGCUUAGAUAUUUCAAGCACAUGUGUACCUUGAGUACAAUUUUUGAAUUGUAAUUUCAAUGGUUGUGUACUUAUUUUUCCAGAAAAUACCGAGCUACUACAGCGACAAGUAACAAACUGGGACCAAUUGAACCCGAGAAGGUGACUGAAGCUGACAUGUCGAAUGGCAAAUGAUAAUUUGUCACAUAAUAUAACAAAACUAAUGAUAUGUCAACGACUUUCCUUUUGUCACUUUCUUGGGUCGAAUUGGGCCCCUAUAAAUAUUUGAGCUGGCUAUGUUUUAUCAACUGUCUUCUUAUUAGAGAUUUAUUCUUUAUCGGUCUGGCUAAACGUAAGUUCCUCUAAGUUAUGCUUUUGAGUUUAGUGUUUAAGAAUGUGAUACCAAUAAUUUUAGUAAUCUAUACUAUUUUAUAUGUAUACGCCUAUUUAAAUUUCCAUUUCAUGAUUUCUGUAUAUUGAUCACUUAUUUUCCAUCAUUGAGCUUGUAUAUUGUUGACAUUUACCUUAUCACUUUUAAAUUUUGGUUUCUUAUAAGUUUUUUUUAUAAAUGAUUGAACAAAACAAUAAUGUAGAUCGUUAAGGAAAAAAAUAUGUAUUUUAAAGUAAUCAAUACAAAUGAUAUAAACAGUUGGUCAAGA